Messenger RNA from Phacochoerus africanus (Common warthog), 2371 nucleotides. It is a transcript of the gene PPP2R2A, whose product is annotated as protein phosphatase 2 regulatory subunit Balpha. NCBI's taxonomy places the organism in Eukaryota, Metazoa, Chordata, Mammalia, Artiodactyla, Suidae. The transcript is spliced from 10 exons. Gene Ontology annotation, biological process: peptidyl-serine dephosphorylation. The record is from RefSeq and is a predicted model, not a curated record. Bases 309 to 1652 code for a protein of 447 amino acids. Gene Ontology annotation, cellular component: cytosol; protein phosphatase type 2A complex. Gene Ontology annotation, molecular function: protein binding; protein phosphatase regulator activity.
CAGGCCAGCCGGCGCCAUUUUGAAAGUGGAGUCGCCUGCCCUGCCGCUGCCGCCGCCGUCGCUGUCGUAGCUGCCGCCGCCGCUGCUGGAGAAAGAGCAAGAGUGGGGAAGCCCCAGAGUGAAAUCCACCAUCCCGCCGGCUGGUCUGCCCGCCCCUCCUUCCUUCUCCCCCGACCCCCGCCCCCUCCCCCCACAGGUGCCAUCCGCCGCCAUCCGCCCUCUCUACCCCCCCAUCCCCAGGUGAGGGGGGUGAGUUCAGGAAGCGGAGACCCCAAGGAACCCAGCAGGGUCACCAUUUGCAGCGCAACAUGGCAGGAGCUGGAGGAGGGAAUGAUAUUCAGUGGUGUUUUUCUCAGGUGAAAGGAGCCGUAGAUGAUGAUGUAGCAGAAGCAGAUAUAAUUUCUACAGUAGAAUUUAAUCAUUCUGGAGAAUUACUAGCAACUGGAGAUAAAGGUGGUAGAGUCGUCAUCUUUCAACAGGAGCAGGAGAACAAAAUCCAGUCUCAUAGCAGAGGAGAAUAUAAUGUUUACAGCACCUUUCAGAGCCAUGAACCAGAGUUUGACUACUUGAAAAGUUUAGAAAUAGAAGAAAAGAUCAACAAAAUUAGGUGGUUACCCCAGAAAAAUGCUGCUCAGUUUUUAUUGUCAACAAAUGAUAAAACAAUAAAAUUAUGGAAAAUCAGUGAAAGGGACAAAAGACCAGAAGGAUAUAAUUUGAAAGAGGAAGAUGGAAGGUAUAGAGAUCCUACUACAGUCACUACACUACGUGUGCCGGUCUUUAGGCCCAUGGAUCUAAUGGUUGAGGCCAGUCCUCGAAGAAUAUUUGCCAAUGCUCAUACAUAUCACAUCAACUCAAUUUCUAUUAAUAGUGAUUAUGAAACAUAUUUAUCUGCAGAUGAUUUGCGGAUUAAUCUUUGGCAUCUGGAAAUUACAGACAGGAGUUUUAAUAUUGUGGAUAUCAAGCCUGCCAAUAUGGAAGAGCUGACAGAGGUGAUUACAGCAGCAGAAUUCCAUCCAAACAGCUGUAACACAUUUGUAUACAGCAGCAGUAAAGGAACUAUUCGGUUAUGUGACAUGAGAGCAUCUGCCCUCUGUGAUAGGCAUUCUAAGUUGUUUGAAGAACCUGAAGAUCCCAGUAACAGGUCUUUUUUUUCUGAAAUCAUCUCUUCAAUUUCUGAUGUAAAAUUCAGCCAUAGUGGUCGGUAUAUGAUGACUAGAGACUAUUUGUCAGUCAAAAUUUGGGACUUAAAUAUGGAAAACAGGCCUGUGGAAACAUAUCAGGUGCAUGAAUACCUCAGAAGUAAACUUUGUUCACUGUAUGAAAACGACUGCAUAUUUGACAAAUUUGAAUGUUGUUGGAAUGGAUCUGACAGUGUUGUCAUGACUGGAUCUUACAAUAAUUUCUUCAGAAUGUUUGACAGGAACACAAAGCGAGACAUAACCCUAGAAGCAUCACGGGAAAACAAUAAACCUCGUACGGUUCUGAAGCCACGCAAAGUGUGUGCAAGUGGCAAGCGAAAGAAAGAUGAAAUAAGUGUUGACAGCCUAGACUUCAACAAGAAAAUACUUCAUACAGCCUGGCACCCCAAGGAAAAUAUCAUUGCUGUAGCUACUACAAACAAUCUGUAUAUAUUUCAAGACAAAGUGAAUUAGGGUUGGCAUUCCUAGCAGAAGAGCCCACUUCCUGCUUAGUUGAGAUAGUUGAAUCUAGCAUUCGUACUUAAAAAAGAGAGAGGUCCAUUGUGGCGCCCCUUUUCCAGUGUUUGACAAUGUGCCAUUCGACAACACAUUUUUAAUAGCUACAUGGAGAAGCCUCUGUGGAUUCCUCCCUGUGGUAUUCUCCAUGUCUGCUAGCCAUUUAGGUAAGGGUAGGGCACUUUUAAUUUAAUGACUUCUUGCACCAUCUUGCCUAAUGGACUAGAUUGGACUGUAUCAACAUUGAUUUACUCCACUUUUUAUGCCUUCCAUUGUGAUGACGUCAAACACAGUGAAAGCCUUCAGACAUGCUUAUGGGAUUUAAUUGUGUAUCCUCAUUACUGUAUCAUUUGUGGGGUACACCCCUCCCCCUUUUUUAAAUUAAAUACAGCUCAUUCUUACUGUGGCUUGUAGCAUUCCUCCUCUUCUGGCCUCCUGGACUCUUCCCCUUCAUCUCUCUUACCCUUGCCCCUCCACCCAGUCUUGGUGGUGGUAUAUUAAAAAGGAAAGAACGAAAGCACACAAAAUGAGUCAGUUUGGGGUCAGUGGUAAAGGGGGUAUAUGAUGCGAACAAAUGUUUUAAUAACAGUUGGCUGUAAUCACUCCUUGCCGUGUCUGGCACUGAAAAUAAGGAAAAAAAAAAAAACUACUACUGAAUAAAAGUGACAAAGAAUGGA